This is a messenger RNA of Rhodotorula graminis WP1, 1035 nucleotides long. RefSeq lists its product as uncharacterized. The record is from RefSeq and is a predicted model, not a curated record. The coding region runs from base 1 to 915 and encodes 304 amino acids. Gene Ontology annotation, cellular component: nucleolus; site of double-strand break; checkpoint clamp complex. The transcript is spliced from 9 exons. Gene Ontology annotation, biological process: meiotic DNA integrity checkpoint signaling; mitotic intra-S DNA damage checkpoint signaling; telomere maintenance. Lineage: Eukaryota; Fungi; Basidiomycota; Microbotryomycetes; Sporidiobolales; Sporidiobolaceae.
AUGCGCUUCAAGGCCGACGUCUCGAACCCGAGUCAGCUUUCGCGCCUCAUCACCAGCCUCGCUCCGCUCUCAAAGACGGCCAUCCUCAAGCUCAAGCACGACCAGGUCCACCUCAUCUGCCGCGCAGGCGGCACAAAGACGUCCGUCCAGGUCUGGAGCGUCAUCAACAUCGACUCGAUCUUUCGCACCGAUACCCUUCGCCUCGAGUCGAACCAUCAGAACGAGGUCUACCUCGAGGUGUCGACCGAUCUCCUCGCAAAAGCGCUCAAGUCUGCAAGUGGCGCGACCGACGUCGGCGUCAAGCUCGCCAAGAAGGGUGGGAGCGGACCGGGCGGAACGGGCGAGGGCUCCUACCCGGUCCUCUCGCUCGUCGUCCAGAGCUCGAGUCGGCUCGGCAAGCGCCUCGAGAUCACGCAAGACGUCGCCGUCAAGGUCAUGAAGGCCGCCGAGAUGGACCAGCUCAAGGAGCCGCUGUGCCCGACGCCUCAAGUCGCGCUGUACCUUCCCUCGCUGCACACGCUGCGCACCGUGGUCGAACGCCUCAAGACCAUCUCGUCGUACAUCACCAUCAGCGCGAACAAUGCCGGCGAGCUCAGGUUGCGCGCCGAGUCCGACGACGCCAAGGUCGAGACCGAGUGGCGCGACCUGCGCAUGCCGACUGCCGGAGCUGAAGGCAUGACGGACCCUCCCGACGACCCGCACGAGUUCAUUUCGGUCACGCUCGAGGCCAAGGACGUGCUCAAAUUCCUCGCGAGCUACUCGGUCGCGAGCACGACCAUCGCCUGCUUCUGCAGGGCGCACGCCGCCAUCUUCUACGUCUACGUUGGCGCGGAGCGCGACUCGUCGGGCGCCCAGGGGUCGGGCGGCGUCCUUACCUUCUUCGUGCCGGCGGUGCAGCUCGGCGGCGAUGACUAGUGCCGCGCGUGGACGAGCCGUCGGGCCGAGGGAGGUCGGGUUCGAGGAGCUCGAGCCUGAGGGGGAGAGAGGAGGUCCGGGAGCGUGUUGUUGUACUUGAGCUUGCACUGCAGGGCUUUU